UCUAUAUUCUUAUUGUCUAAUAUAACCUUUAUAACAUAGUAAAUUAAUAAAAAAUGUCUAUCAUAUGCAAUUUUUCCCAGAUAUAUACAUGUUUACGGCAUCAAAUGUUUCAAUCGCAUGCCUCUAGAGUUAUAUACUCAGUGAACAAAGCUAAGUUUCAUACUUAUAAAACAAACUAUGCGGCAAAAAAAACAACUAGUGCUGCUGGAGGUGUUCUAGGGUUGGGUAAAGGCAAGAAAAAGGCUGGCAAGCUAAGUACUAUGGAAAAGAAGGAGUUGCCAGUGGAAACAGAUCCAGAAAAAUUAGUCAAUUAUGUUUGCGGAUCCAAUAUAUAUGUUACCGGGGAAGAUGUACAGAUUAAACCGGACAGUGAAUAUCCUGAAUGGCUGUGGAGUUUGAACACUGGUAAAGCACCUCGCAUUGAAGAUUUAGAUCCAAACACAAAGCAGUAUUGGUUAAGAGUGCGUACAGAGGGUAUGAGACGAAACAAUCGUCUACGAUCUAUGAGAAAGUUCUAGAAGUAGUUUAUAGGGAGAAUUAUAAAGUUAAUUUUAGUCAUCAGUACAAUUACCUAAGUUUGAUUCGACUGUGCAUUCUUGUGGUAAGAGCAUUGCUGAUAACUUUCAGCCAUUAGAUUGUAUCAUAGAGGUUACUCGAGUCUGUGUUGAAGUAAAUAUGUUUUACAAAUAAAGCAUUGCAGAAACAA
Molecule: messenger RNA, 706 nt
Organism: Danaus plexippus (monarch butterfly)
Lineage: Eukaryota; Metazoa; Arthropoda; Insecta; Lepidoptera; Nymphalidae
Gene: mRpL54
Product: large ribosomal subunit protein mL54
Exons: 3
Coding region: 54-518 (154 amino acids)
Cellular component (GO): mitochondrial large ribosomal subunit
Molecular function (GO): structural constituent of ribosome
Source: RefSeq, a predicted model, not a curated record